ACUGUACACCUUGGUCUCGCCGACGCCGAGUCGCGUUCACUUUCGUCCAUCUCAAAAUGCCUGUCGGAAUUGAGGCAUGGGUGACCCAGAUACCACCAGUGACACGGGCAUGGCUCGCACUGGCGGUGCUCACAAGCAUGGCAGUACAAUGCCAGGUUAUCACCCCGCUGCAGCUCUAUUUCAGCUACAAAGCUGCUUUCACGAAUGCACAACCAUGGCGAUUGUUGACCACAUUCUGGUACUUCGGUCCCAUCUCACUCGACUUUGUCUUCCACAUGUUCUUCUUCAUGAGAUACAGCCGUAUGCUGGAAGAGUCGUCGUUCGCAAAUCGUAAAGCAGACUAUUUCUGGUUGCUUCUACUAUCCGCCAUCAUGCUCCUUGCAAUUUCUCCUCUCGUCAACCUACCCUUUCUCUCCUCCCCACUUGCAUUCGUCCCCAUCUACCUGUGGUCGCGACGACACCCAUCCACACCGAUAUCAUUGUUCGGUCUGAUCACGAUCACCGCGCCCUACCUACCGCUCGCUCUCGUCUGUCUUGCGUGGAUGCUCAACGGCACCUGGCGCGCGGCCGCGGGAGACCUCAUGGGCUGCGCGGUGGGCCAUGUCGGGUGGUUUGUGCGGGACGUGUGGACGCGCGAAAUGAUUGGCGGACCGACAUUCCUGAGCGAUGCACCGUUGGCUCUCAAACGCCUGCUAGGUGAUAUCUGAGCGCGCGAGGGAGAGCGAAUCAUAAAACUCUGGCAAUUAUUUAUUGAACGGGACUGUUGUACGCAAUCGAACAAGGGACUCUACAUGUUGUUCUCGCUAAUAUGUAUUUUAUUGGACGGAAACCAGACGUGACUGAUUAUUGGCGAGGCGAAGGCGCAUAUUCCGGGACAAUUGUUCGGUGUCUGUCCCAGUAUCUGAACAUCUCGACCAUGGCAGCAUUCUUGCCUUGCGUACAGAGCUUCUCAUAGAAGAUUGAACGGAGCGCCCACCCAUCCACGAUCA
Messenger RNA from Fomitopsis serialis, 989 nucleotides. RefSeq names its product Derlin. Gene Ontology annotation, cellular component: endoplasmic reticulum membrane; Hrd1p ubiquitin ligase ERAD-L complex. Gene Ontology annotation, molecular function: misfolded protein binding; ubiquitin-specific protease binding. NCBI's taxonomy places the organism in Eukaryota, Fungi, Basidiomycota, Agaricomycetes, Polyporales, Fomitopsidaceae. Gene Ontology annotation, biological process: endoplasmic reticulum unfolded protein response. The coding region runs from base 57 to 707 and encodes 216 amino acids. The transcript is spliced from 6 exons. The record is from RefSeq and is a predicted model, not a curated record.